AUGUUCAGCAAAUUCUCCGAAGGAAAUCAGCAUGGAAGCAUGCGCGUUAAGUAUCAACUACUGCGAGGCAAUCACGAAUGCAAAGGUAUAAAUCGUGUAUAUGGAUUUUACGAUGAACUACUUGACCGUUUUGAAAAGGAUGAAGCUGAGAGAUUGUGGUUCGGCUUUAACGAGGUGUUCGCGUGGCUGCCUUUAGCUGGACUUGUUGGCAAGAAAAUUCUCUGCAUGCAUGGAGGAAUAUCAGCAUACCUGAACUCACUCGAAGAUAUACGGAAG
This is a messenger RNA of Ostertagia ostertagi, 276 nucleotides long. NCBI's taxonomy places the organism in Eukaryota, Metazoa, Nematoda, Chromadorea, Rhabditida, Trichostrongylidae. The record is from the annotation of a GenBank genome assembly.